UUUCACCGCCCUCAGUAGUGUGUGCACGCGCAUGGCACUGAGUUGGGCGUCGACGCGGUCGUCUGCUGGGGGAAGCAGGCUUGUACUAAACUAGCACGAUGAGAUGGCAUGAACCCGGUUGAACCUGCACCAUAAGGUUGCAGGACCGAAGAAGAGUAUCGAGCGAGAUGGGCUUACACAUGUGUUCGGCGGAAACAAAAGCAAGAAGCGUUUGCAAACUUGUCACUGCGACGUGCCAUCGCAUUGCGGAGAACCACACUUUUCUUUUCUUUCUCUUUUUUCAUCUCAGGACCUUUGGAUUCCUGUACCUUCUAGUGGUAACCCACCAUUUCUUUUUGAUAAUCUUGAAGAGAAGGGGUUUCGACGGCUUUAUGCGGACAAUACAGGCUCUUGUAAUAAUCACGCUUCUCUCACUCUUACCCACGAGUCUUUCACUAUUAUUACCUUGAUUUGUUUAUACGUACACGCCUUGUACAAGGCUCAUAACCUUUUUUCCUUGUUUUUUUGUUUGAUCGUCUAGCUGGAUGGU
Bipolaris sorokiniana ND90Pr is the source of this 529-nucleotide messenger RNA. RefSeq lists its product as uncharacterized. Lineage: Eukaryota; Fungi; Ascomycota; Dothideomycetes; Pleosporales; Pleosporaceae. Bases 168 to 449 code for a protein of 93 amino acids. The record is from RefSeq and is a predicted model, not a curated record. The transcript has a single exon.